Eurytemora carolleeae is the source of this 696-nucleotide messenger RNA. RefSeq lists its product as uncharacterized. The record is from RefSeq and is a predicted model, not a curated record. Lineage: Eukaryota; Metazoa; Arthropoda; Copepoda; Calanoida; Temoridae. The transcript has 8 exons. Bases 55 to 696 code for a protein of 213 amino acids.
CAAGAUGGAAUACUCCCAUCUCCAUCUCAGCUCAACAACAGACCAACUUCAGGUAUGGAGAAGUUACAGCAGGAUUUCCUAGACCUAGAUGUUCCAUCCUUAUGCGAGAUAUUUCGUCUGAAAAAUGAACAAGAAGAACUCGCAGACUUUAGCUUUAGCUUUGGACAAUCAGAUCUUUGUGAAGGUCUAAUAAGCUGGGUAUCUAGGGAUAGAGAAUCCAGACAAAUUCAUAUUCACACACUCAGGCAGUACGUUUGUCUCCAUCAGGUGAGUGGGAGUACUAAGAAGAAGUACUGCAAGUUGCUCCACGAUAUAACGAACCAUGAUCUGAUCUAUCAAGAGGAGGAGGGGGAGGGAAGGACAGGGGUUACUUAUGGGCAGAUAGAACAGGACUGCAUAGGAAUCUGGUGUCCUAACCGGCGUAUUCCUGGCCUCCUCCUAAUCCAUGCCUGGAACCCGAACGACAUGAACACUUUGACAUCGGACCAUGUCAAGUGCCACUUUGUACGCCCGAGCAUAGACAGAGAUGGAAGGGAUGAAGUGCUUCGCCCAGAUGUUCUCUACAGUGUACGCGAGGUUGGAGAACUUAGUGAGGGUGAAACCCACUGGUUAACCAGCAAUAACCCUUCUCCUCUACCUAACGGCUCAACUAUGAUGCUAACUAUUGAUUGUGGGAUUAUAUGCGGACAGGGAUAA